GGUGAUUAGGCCUUUUCAUUGGAGAUCGACAAACUGCCGGUAGUGUGUGGCCGGAUGAGCAGGUCGUUUUCAGACUGGAAGGAGGGAGCGUUUGGAGUACCCCGGAGAUCAGUCCCUGACCACAGUUGUUCACAGUUUAAUGGCCUGGCGGAGGCAGCGAGAUCCCAAUCACUCCGUUCACCAGCACUUGAAUGCCUCCGAUCCUUGAAUAUGGAGGCAGAGACGCUGGAGCAGACAGCGCCCCACUCGCUCCAAGGAGAGCCCGAUCACGUGUCCAUUUCCAUGAUCUGAUUGGCUACAUUGUCAUGGCGUUGAUAGCAGUGAGACGUCAUUCACUGGCUCUCAUUUUGAAAGGGAUUCAGGGGGACAUCGCAGAUACACCACCGGCGUCGCACUGGGAAGCGGCCGUUCACUUGCUCCGUGUGUGCGAAGAUAUUCGUUCAGUUAACCCAUCUUGAUGCUUCGAAACGCGGAACGUUUGCUGAUUGUGGUGAACUACAUAUACCUGUCUGGACACGCCCCCUGCUGACUGCUUCUGUGGCUCCUCCCACAGACCCCUGUAUAAAGGCGAUCAAGGUCUGAGCCCGGCCUCUCAGUCUCCAGGAUGUAGUAUGGUGGUCACUCACCGAUAUCUCUCCUUACGUCUCAGAGUGAGUUAUUGAGGGUGCAUCACUGAUAUUAAGUGCAUUGUUUCUGAGAAGCUGCUUUCUGCGUUAAAAGAGCUGCUGAGUUUUCUACACAAAAACAAAACUGAGAUCUGGAUAUGCAACUGAUGCUUGCAGAGACUUUUAGUGGCACUGUGAUUACCGUGAAAGCUCUGCCUUACAAUUCAGGCGUCACGGUUGCGGAUGUCCCGAAUAUCGCGCAUGCGCGCAGUACACAAAAGGCCUUGGAGGAUCGAUAAAAAGGUUAAAAAUGACAGGGGACUUGGCUAUGGGAAUCUUGAACACAACACACCAGUUUUGUUGUCUCUGUCCAGAUAUUUAAGAAGUGGAGCAAGGGAUUCACUCGAUCAUCCUUCCUGCUCAGACUGUGGGGAGGGAUUUGCUCAAUCAUCUGAUUGACUGGCAUGCCCAUCAUCUUACACAGAGGGGAACUCAUUCAUCAGCUCAGACAGUGGGAAUGGAUUCACUUGAUCAUCACUACUGAAGGUACAUCAGCAAGUUCACACUCGGACAAGUCCAUUCACCUGUUCUGUGUGUGAGAAGGGAUUCAGACGGUCUUCACACCUGUGGACACACCAGUUAGUUCACAUUGGGAAGAGGCUGGUCGCGUGCUGAAUUUGUGGGGAAGGAUUCACUUGGUCAUCUGACCUAAUGGCUCACCAGCGACUUCUCACCAGGGAGCGGCCGUUCACCUGCUCAGAAUGUGGGAAGGGAGUCACUUGCUCAUCUAAACUGAAGGUACAUCAGAGAGUUCACAGUGGAGAGAGGCCAUUCUUCCGCUCAGACUGUGGGAAGGGAUUCGCUCGGCCAUCUCAAGUGAAGGUACAUCAAAGAGUUCACACUGGAGAUAGGCCAUUCACUUGCUCAGACUGUGGGAAGGGAUUCACUCAGUUAUCCAUCCUAAUUGCUCACCAGCGAGUUCACACAGGGGAGAGGCCAUUCACCUGCUCGGCAUGUGGGAAGGGAUUCACUCGGUCAUAUAAACUGAAAGUACAUCAGCGAGUUCACACCGGGGAGAAUUCAUUCUCCUGCACAGAGUGUGGGCAAGGGUUCUCUCAGUCAUCCCAACUAGAAGCGCACCUGUCAGUUCACACUGGGGAGAGACCAUACAUCUGCUUAGACUGUGGGAGGGGAUUCGCUUCAUCAUCUCAACUACAGAGACACCAGUGAGUUCACACUGAGUAGAGGUCUUUCUCCUGCUGUGACUGUGGAAAGUGAUUCACUCAGUCAUCUAACUUUAUGUAACUCUCAAAUCGCCUAGCAGCUUAAUAUAGGGGGUGUUCGCCCCACCCAUCCCCCAGCCUGGCCAAACUUAAGAAAUCUUGUUUGGGUGGAUGCCGUGCAAUGUGUCCCCUGUUACAGAUCAGUACCCUGAAAUAACAAACAGUACACAUUAUGUCAUUAAAGGACUGAGCUCUAUAAUUCUUACUUUGACUAUAGGGUUAGUAAAGAAAAAAUAGUGCCCAUUUUCUCCAUUUGUGUCUUCUCAUCUGUCCCGGCAAGCGACCGUGAAAAUCUCUCUUCCAGACUCAAAUAAAGAACAUUUCUCUCAUUGGAUAGCACUGCACCCCAAAACCCUGUUAUCUCUGCUACAGAGAAACCAUUACCUCAGCAGUGAAACAUUACAGCAUGUUACACUUGUGACAGACUACCGGGUUCACACUGGGGAGAAAGUUUCAAUAAGCUGCAUGCUGGAUAUUUGUCCGUCAGUGUUGCUGAAUGCAAUUUCGAGAGUGACUGUCAGUGCUGAACUCAGCAAUUAUUGCUGCUAUUCACCACACCCAGUUCUGGGCAGAGUUCCUUCUGCUGCAAAUUCACCUUUAAUGGGACUGGAUCUGUGACAAAUAAAUCAGUUCUAUUUUAAACUGUCUCCGGUACUUAGUGAAUUUAUAACACACCUAGUGUACAGUAGAGAGUUAACUCAUGCCGGCUGGACCCUGCCAGUGAUACUGAUUACAACAGUCCUUUUAAAUCCUUCCCUGUUGUUCAUCUCUCACUCUCCCUGUGGGAGGGGUUCCAGUCACCACUCUGUGAGUGAAGAGGUUUCCCUUGAAUUUUCUGCAGACUGAAGAAUUCGAGCUGACUGCAGUUCUGUCUGAGAUGUUCUUCACCCCUCAAAUCUCUGGGCUGAGGAAGAAUGACAUUGGUUGUUAACCUCCCUAUACAGGGCUCAUUUCCAUAUUAUGGGUCAUUUUUCCUGCUUCUAAAGGGUUGUCAGAAAACACCACUGUCCUCUGGAGACUGAAAGCAGAAUGGGAAACCAUCAGCUGGAUGUUCAAUGGAGCAGGGUCAGAAACCAGAGGCAGGUCUGCACAGUGCAGAGUUUGAGGCUCUGGACGGUGGUUGGGGUAAGAACGUAUGAUGAGGAGAAGGGAAUCAGUAGUGAGGCAUGGCAAUGAAUGACAGAGUAGCAACAUUUGGAAGCUAACUGGCAGAAAAUAAUUUGGUUAUCUGACUGAUGACACAGACAAUGCCUGUUGAAAGGUGCUGCAAUGGCCGAGGAACGUGUGUGAGUUGGGAAUGCUUUUGUCUAUUGAGGGAGUUGUUCCUGCUUGCUUAUCCUGUAAUAUUAUAUCUGUAUGGUUAUUAUAGAUUGUUCUAUCUGAUAUAAUGUAUUGAUUAUCAUAUAAUUUUUAAGAUUUUGACUCUUAAAGCGGAUCAGGCUUGAACUUACGGUGCCUCGAUGAAGUGAUGGAGGGCACUCAUGUGUUUGUAUUUUAAAGCAAGAUUUUGGUGAAUCAUAUUUGCCACUGAUUGUACCUUUGUAAGUAAUCAGAUUGAGUUAAACUGCUGCAGGGUCCUGAAAUGUGUUGGAUUGUGUUUGAUUUCUCUUGGCAUUUUCUGCACAGAGAGACAGACAGACAUACUUUAUUGAUCGCGAGGGAAAUUGGGUUUCGUUACAGCAACACCUACCAAGAAUAGUGUAGAAAUUACUGCCUUAUUGUUUGUAUUUCAUGUACUUUCGGUUUUUCUUUCCUUAUGUUAACCACAUUGAUGUGUAUUUCUGCAAGGAACCCCUUGUCAAGUGAUUUUUGACAGGUCAUGACCAUUGCAUCUGUUAUCUCUUCAGCAACCUCUCUUAGGUGUUAUGAAUCCCUAGGUUUCGUUUGCUGUGGACUGUCACUUUAAGAAAGUUCCUGAGUGAGGCGGGACUAACAGUGACGUCAGCCGGCAGCUUUCUCAGCUGAGAGAGAAAGAGAGAGCGAGAUAGAGAUUUAGAGAGAGCGAUAUAUACAGAUAGAUAUGAGACACAAACACACACACACACACACACACACACACACACACACACACACACACACACACACACAC
Messenger RNA from Hypanus sabinus (Atlantic stingray), 3977 nucleotides. RefSeq names its product oocyte zinc finger protein XlCOF20-like. The transcript is spliced from 4 exons. The record is from RefSeq and is a predicted model, not a curated record. The coding region runs from base 1317 to 1835 and encodes 172 amino acids. NCBI's taxonomy places the organism in Eukaryota, Metazoa, Chordata, Chondrichthyes, Myliobatiformes, Dasyatidae.